Arachis ipaensis is the source of this 1285-nucleotide messenger RNA. The record is from RefSeq and is a predicted model, not a curated record. NCBI's taxonomy places the organism in Eukaryota, Viridiplantae, Streptophyta, Magnoliopsida, Fabales, Fabaceae.
GAGCUUUCAUUUACGGAGACCUAAGCUCCUCACUCGCCAAACACCAGCCGCACCCUACACCACUCUUCUCCGACCGUCGGCGCCACCGCCUCUGGCAACACCGCCACCACCCCGGCGGAUCCCCCGGCACGACCAUCGGCUUGGACAUUCUUGUCGUCCACCUCCUCUCUGGCAAGCUGCUGCUUCUUAUACAAGUAUGGGAUUUCCAGAUGCUUCCAAGGAUCUUUCAUCAGAAAUGGAGGUUGAUGCCUUUAGGCGCCUUUUCCCACUUAAAUAUUUUGAGCGUCAUCUUGCCGAAGCUAUACGUCCUGAUGGUAGACCACUUGGGAAAGCUAGAGAUACAACUGUAGUUCUUGGUUAGUUGCCAUUUUACUUACAAUUUACCAAAUCUUUGUCUUCUAUGUGGCUUGUUAGUCAUAAGAGGAUUGGAUCAACUACUAUGCUGACCGCUAUUAAGAUGGAAGUUAUGACUCCAUCCUUGGAAUCACCAGAUGAGGGAUGUAUAGCUAUUGAUUUCCACAUGCCUCCAAUUUGUUCUCCAAUUGUUAGACCUGGAAGGCCUGCUGAAGCAGCACCAGUUAUUUCAAAGCAAUUGUCUGACACUAUUUCCAGUUCUGGAAGUAUUGAUUUAAAAGAGUUGUCUUUGGUUACUGGAAAAGCUGCAUGGAUGGCUUACUUGGAUGUCUAUUGUUUGGAUGCUGAUGGUGCUCUUUUUGAUGCAGCUUUACUUUCGGCAGUAGCUGCCUUAUCGCAUUUGCAAAUACCUGCCGUUGCAAUGAAUGAUGAUGGCAAAAUAGUGCUCUUGUCCGAGGAUGAUGGACAAAAGAAGGCACAAGAGCCAGUUAAUAAAGAGAAAAGGAAUCUUACACUAAGAAGCAUUCCAUUCUCGUUGACGUGCAUACUCCACAAGAACUACAUCUUGGUAGAUCCCACUGCUGAAGAAGAAUCCAUUAUGGAAACCGUGGUUACGAUAGCUUUAGAUACAUCUGGCCAACUUGUAUCCCUUUACAAGCCUGGUGGCCCAGUUCUUGCCUUCACAUCUGCUAUCCAGGACUGUGUUGCAUUGACUAGGCAAAGAGUAAAGGAACUAAAGGGAAUCUUAGAGGAAGCAAAUUCUACUAUGCAAGUUGAGUAGAAUUAGGAGUCAAUUUUCAGGGCUUUGAAUGGUUUGUAUAUUCUGAAUCACAGUUACUAAGACUUUAUUUAAAAUUUUUCCUUUUCAACCAUUUCAAUCUAUGACACGUUUCAAUACUAUUCUAAAUGAGUUACUUGGUUGAUAUUUUUA